This is a messenger RNA of Chara braunii, 2740 nucleotides long. NCBI's taxonomy places the organism in Eukaryota, Viridiplantae, Streptophyta, Charophyceae, Charales, Characeae. The record is from the annotation of a GenBank genome assembly.
CUUCGGCUCGAUUGAUCUGUCGGGCGGGGUGUGAAACGUUCCUCAGGCGGGGCCUAGCCUGUGGACUGGCGGAGGGAGCACCAUUGCAUGGGGGCAAAGACGGAGCCUGGGAGGCGAUCAGUAGCUUCUCGUAGCCUGGUUUGGAAAAAGGUUGUUCCUUAUCGGACCAAUGGAAGUGAGUGCCUGGACGGCUGACUCCAAUGACCCUACCGAGAUGUGCGGGGUGAUUCCCGAGAUUAACGAGAUAGAAAAGCAGACUGCAGAAUUUAAGGCAAGGCUUAUCGAGCAGAUGAUGGCCGAGGAUGAGAUGGACCCCCACGGCGCAGGGUCACGUGAGAGACGCAGGACCGGUCAGGACCAGGCCAACUAUGAGGAGAAGGAUAAUAGCCACAAAGGAACGCCUAGCAAGAAGGGGAAGGACAAGAACAACCCCCCGGCGGAGGGGACGGAAAACGCUAUGACCCCGCCUGCCAUCGACAGCGGCACUAGCCGACUGCCAACCACGCCGAAAGUAACAGGGGCGUUCGACGGACUCUGGAGCCUUAGGGAAAGGGUGCUAGGAUGGUUUGACCCAGAAGGAACGCCGAAAACCAGGGAGAAGCAGAGGGAAAACAAGGAAGGGGAAGGGACUAGUGCUACUGAAGAAGCAGGUAGCUCCGAAGGUGGUCUCAAGAGGAUAGUCUCCACCCUCACCGGGGCACUAAACAAGAACCAGGGGUAUCUCGCAGAUGCAAAGAAGAAACUCACGUUUGAUGGAGCAAAUAUUACAGAGUUUCUAAUAGACUAUGAGAACCUAGCAGCCUUACUGAAAUGGACAGAAGAGGAAAAAAUGGAUCAUCUAGGUCAGCACGUAUCACUAAGCUUGGGAAGGGACAUUAUGGCCAUCGCCGCUUCCAGUGGGUCCUGGAAAGAAACCAGGAACGAGAUGAUGAGGAAAUACCUGAAGGCAGAGAAAAUGGCAACAGAGGCCGAAUUAGCAGCAGUCCAGAGGAAAAACUAUACGACUUACAACGAUUUCCUAAGGGUAUUUACGUUAGUGGCUCUGCGAAUUCCCGGGGUGACAGACCGCAUAAUGAGUAAAUAUUUCCUCAGGCAGUUCUCCGAGUUUGAUAAGGAUAAGAUUCUGUCAGCAUACCAGCAGACCAGUAAGUUCGAGUACACGAGAGAUGUGGACUUCAGCACCGUAACAGACCUUCCGGAAAAGACAUUGGUCACCGAGACACUAGCCCUCCUUAAGGAAGGGGAGGUCAUAGAUCUGACCGGCAAAACGGGGGAUAAGGUCAAAAAGGGAAUAGAGAGCAUGCAUGAAAGGGUGCACGGGGUUGACAAUAAGAUAGAAAGAAUGGAAAGCGCGCUAUUGGUGAUGCAGGCGCAAGUAUCCAGAACCACCCUCUCGCCCCAAGAAGCAGUGGUUCCGGCAGCUGUAGCAAACCGUGGAUUUGGCAGAAGGGACCCGACCAACGAACAAUGCAAGUACUGCACCAUGAUCGGGCAUUUCGUUCGGUCCUGUCCCAGACUCAACCGCGACAUUGAGCGGCCCUCAAAGGCAUACCUGUUCAGAAGGCGAUUUAUCCUAAGGAUCGAUCCUGCCAACGUCGCCAGGGCCCUAAAGAACUACAAGCCUAUAGACCCGACCGUUAGCAGAUGGAUAGGCUUCAUAUGGCAAUUCGUCGAGCGGAUUGCGGGGCUUCGAAAUAGGGCAGAUGGGCUGAGCAGGGUAUGUAUCAUACCAGAAGGAGUAGAGGACGUGGAACCAAUCGACGCCUUCUUGAAGUAUGAAGGAGGGACCCUUGUGGUGGAUAAUGAGAUGGCAUAUCCAGCAAUUACAACAGGUCAGUUGCUGAUUCAAACCUUGGAAAAAAGCGCGCCUCCAGUAGUUGCAGAACUCAGGGAAGGACCAGCCACCACGGUCAGGCGUAAAGAGGAGAAGGACUCGUGGGGAGCACAAGUAGGGGCCAGAGAAGAGCUGACAGCGAUGGCCGUGGAAGGGGGACGGGACGCCGUGAUAACAUUGGCCGAAACCUGGGCACAGAAGGAGUGUCAAUACCUAGUCAAUCUCACUCGGGAGGAGCGGGGUACCAAUCAGAACGAACAAGAAUUCUUCCUCGUACAGAUGUACGAGGGCGUUUUCAAAGAAAUCGGACUGCUGCUUGUAGGGAACAAACAACCUACGGAAGUCAGUCCCAAGGCAAGGGAGGAAGUAGAAAAGUACAUCCUAAGAAAUGGCCACCUGUUCAAGAGAGAGGAAGGGAUGAUGCCUAAACGCGUCGUUUGUGGGAGGUCUAGGCAGCUGGACGUAAUUCAGGCAAUGCACGAUGGGCCAGCUGGGGGUCACAGGUCGUCAAAGGGGACACUUGCAAAGAUUGUGCCCCGGUAUUUCUGGCCGGGAAUGGCAGGCAUGGUCGCAACGUACUGUCAGACGUGUCUGAUAUGUCAAGAGAGGAGCUCCAUACGGGUUUACGAGCCCCUUAGACCCACUAGGGUACUGGGACCCGGACACCUUGUUCACCUCGAUCUUGCGGUUAUGCCCGUAUCAACGGAUGAAUUUAGAUACAUCUUGGAUGCAAGGGAUAAUCUUAGUGGCUAUGUAGAAGCCGUAGCUCUCAAGAAGAAGACGGGGAAAGUAGUGGCCGACUGGGUGGAAGAUUUCUACCUAAGGCACCCCUUCGUGCGCAGGUUUAUAGCGGACAAUGAGACAUAAUUUGUUAACCAGGAGGUGUUGAACAGGCUUAAGACACUG